Molecule: messenger RNA, 1013 nt
Organism: Oncorhynchus mykiss (rainbow trout)
Lineage: Eukaryota; Metazoa; Chordata; Actinopteri; Salmoniformes; Salmonidae
Source: RefSeq, a predicted model, not a curated record
UAAUUACCUUGGUUGAAUUUAAAAAUCCCCAACUCAGACUCAGACUCCAGUUAAUUCAUUUCUCAGUGUACAUGUAACACCAGAGGACAGAGAAUGAAGGAAAUACCACUGUCUGUCAUUAUUGUACUACACAUCUGGUCCUACGGUGUUAAAGCUCAAGAAUCUGGAAAAGGCUGCCAAAGACCCCAACUGGACAAUGGCUUUGUUGACCCGGAGCAGAACAUGUACCAGGAUGGCAUGACUUUGACUUAUGCCUGUGAUAAAGGUCUGAAAACACCAAUGGAAGGCUGGUGGGGGAUGAUUACAUGUGAGAAUGGUAGAUGGUCUGAUACUCCUCUGUGUACGGCCAGUCGUUCUUGUGAUGCACCUCCUCAAGUGAACCAUGCAACCGUUGUUCAACAAUAUCAAAACAACUUUAGUAAUGGAUCAAAAGUGGUGUAUAAAUGUAAAAGAUCCUACAUAAUGGAAGGGAAUGCAGAUGUAGUCUGCCUUUUAGGAGAAUGGACCUCAGCCCCCACAUGCAGUCAUGAGGCCUUACGGAAGUGUAGGGACAACGAGUUUCAGUGCAGUAACAGAAGGUGUAUACCGACCAUCUGGAGGUGCGACAAAGAUGACGACUGCUCAGACAACAGCGACGAGGAAAACUGUGAAUAUGAACUACCAUGUCAUCCCAUUCAGGUUAUGAAAAUGUAGAUCCAUAAUGGGUUGUUCAUGAUGAAGAUGUGACUUACCGAAAGACCCGAGGAUGGAUAAUGCCUUGUCCAGUUGUUCACAUAUUACAACAUGUGUGUAUUUUCUUAACAGGGCUAGGAACAGCAAAUCACCCGAAGAGAGAAAACGAAAAAUAGAUUGUUUAGGAUAAAACUGAUAAAUGUAGCUUUUACAUUUGGGUCAUGAUAUAGAAAAUGAUUUACAGCACAAGAGGUUCAAAAUUCAAGAGGCACUCGCACAUCUAAGCAGUAUCUUUUUGCAGGUGCAUGGUAACAGUUGAACAAGAUGAAGGAAAAAGGAAA